GGCGGCUGUCGCGGCAGCUCGAGCAGGAUCUCAGACGCGGUAUCGCGGCGGCGGCAGCGGCGCAGCUCCUCCGGGUCCCCUCCCUCCUCCGCUCCCCUUUCCUCCCUCCCCCCCCCCGCCGUGGUUCCCGAGGAGUCCGAGACUUGCGGCGAGGCGGCGACAAGCUCUGGGGUCAACUCACUAUCCAGAAAGUCCAUCCUCCCCAGAAGGGACAGAAAGGAAGACCUCUUUGUAAGAAAGGCUUGGGUAUCCCAUGAACCAGACAGCAGAAAACCGAUUGGGGUGCAGCAGGACUCCAGAGCCAGAUAUAAGGCUCAGAAAAGGGCACCAGCUGGAUGGUACAAGGAGAGGUGAUAAUGACAGCCACCAAGGAAAUUUGGAACCUGUUUUAGAGGCAUCUGUUCUUUCUUCCCAUCAUAAAAAAUUUAGGGCAACCAGUGUUGCUACAUUGAGAAAACCACAAAGAUAUUUGAUAUUCUUCUUCCAGGUAUGGGAAGGUCGGUGGCGAGUAAUCCCUCAUGAUGUACUACCAGACUGGCUCAAGGAUAACGAUUUCCUUUUACAUGGACAUCGGCCCCCAAUGCCUUCUUUCCGGGCCUGUUUUAAGAGCAUUUUCAGAAUACACACAGAGACGGGUAACAUCUGGACACAUCUUUUAGGUUGUGUAUUCUUCCUGUGCCUGGGGAUCUUUUAUAUGUUUCGCCCAAACAUCUCCUUUGUGGCCCCUCUUCAAGAGAAGGUGGUCUUUGGAUUAUUUUUCUUGGGGGCCAUUCUCUGCCUUUCUUUUUCAUGGCUCUUCCACACGGUCUACUGCCACUCAGAAGGGGUCUCCCGGCUGUUCUCUAAACUGGAUUAUUCUGGCAUUGCUCUUCUGAUUAUGGGAAGUUUUGUUCCAUGGCUUUAUUAUUCUUUCUACUGUAAUCCACAACCUUGCUUUAUCUACUUAAUUGUCAUCUGUGUGCUGGGCAUUGCGGCCAUUAUAGUUUCCCAGUGGGACAUGUUUGCUACCCCUCAGUAUCGAGGAGUAAGAGCAGUCCCCCCUUCCCUCCAGUUUCACUCUCAUCAGCUGUUUCACAUCUUUGUGGUUGCUGGCGCUUUUGUUCACUUCCACGGCGUCUCAAACCUCCAGGAGUUCCGUUUCAUGAUUGGCGGAGGCUGCAGUGAAGAGGAUGCACUGUGACACCUUCCAGAAGCCGGGGACUGUGACCCUGAACAGGGCCUGCAGCGUCUGCAGGCCUCCCUUACUGGCCAUUGAUGCCAGUGCCAGAGGAGCCUCAAAACUUGGACAGCCGCGUGGGCUUUGUGAUGCCCCUGGGGCUCCACCUGGUACACGACUGAGAAGAGAAAAACAAAAAUAAAUCAUACCUCAAAGGAUGGAGUGCAUCAAUUUGGAGAAAAGGAGAAUUGGCCCAAACCCUGACUUAUAAUUGGGAUCUACUGAUUGAGGGCUCUGCACGACCUUGGCAAACUGGCUUCUGAUCCGUGUCACAUUUUUUUGUAGAAGAUGGGAACACAGUUUAGCUGGUGGUUCAUUCUUCUCCCUUUCUCUCUCAAAUCAGUAAUACAAACCAAUUUAGGUGAACAUUUAUAUCCUAUUAAAGGGUGGGAAUGUGAUUUUAGAUGUUCUUUUGGGAGAACAAAGAAAUUAAUGUAAAUAAGAUUUCUAACUUACUGUUUAAAAUAAGAAUUUAUAUAAAUGUUUAAAACAUAGGGGUAUGGGAGGGAGGGGAAUUUUGUAUAGAAUGAAACAUGCAAGUACCACACACUGUUUCAAUUUUGCACAAAGUGACUGUAGGAGGAUCAGGUGAUGGCCCCAGAAUGUAUAAUGCCUUGGUGCACCAAGGUGCCUUCUAAAGGCUGGCAUACCUUGGACCCUGUGGGGCAGAAAGUACAGCUCCAGCCCAGUGAUCACAUGACCACUGUCAUGUCUGAGAGCCUUUGGGAGUCCCAAGGUAGAGGGAAGCUGUAUGUGUUUUCUCAGUGGAAGCAGCACGUGAAUAGCUGACAGGAUGUGUUAGAUAAAGGCUCUAGUUAAGGUAUCACUUGAGAGACUGGUUUUCUGUGCUGAGAGUGACCCCUUCUAAAGAGUAGAGCCAUUUACUUGGGAAAGUCAAUUAUGCCAGCAAAGGGGUAGUGGAGACAGUGGGGGGAGCUAGCCCAGAGGCUGAUCUGAUUACUUCCUGGCAUCCUAUUCAAUUUUGUGGUGAUUUUUAUCUGCAGGGAUAUGACAGUUUUCCAUAUCUUUGCUGUGGAGCUCUGGAACACCCCAGAAAUUUCCUUCUGUUAAAGGCACUGCCCUAACUACCCUUCCCCCUCUUGGGAACACAAAUGGACUUUUCCCUGGCAUCAUGGUUCCUGGCAUGGAGCCAGCCCCAAAAGAGACUCCGACUUGCCCAGGUGCCUCCUGAGCUCAUUUACAUAGGUUGGGAGAAUGCUUCCUUUGGAUCAGAAAAGGUGAAUUUCACCUCUGGCACCACUGUCUUAGCCUAGUCGUGACACACAUAUCAGCUGUCCUUGAACAAGAAAACCAGUAGAACUCUUGUAAAGCAAGGUCUAGUACCCACCUUGGAGUCAUCAGUAUUCCCUGAACCCCAAUUUUUGGGGAUAGCGUUGUGGGAAGUUGUGAAAGAAAAUGGUAUGUUAUUGCCAGGGAGUCUGGUACAGCUGUAUCUUUAAAGAGCUGCUAGAAGUAGAAAAAAGGUUGCUCAUGCCCCAGAGGUACCCUGUUAUGGUGUCAGGGAGAGUGGUAGGGGAAGGAUCUGGUUCAUAGAAUUCUAAUCUUGGCUCACAGACCACCAAAAUAGCACUUGAGUAUUAGGUUACUUGCUGUCACCCAAGACUUCAGGUGAUUGAGUUACAUCUUGGGGAUUGUGGGUUUUAGAACUAAACAUUGAAGCCCUAAGCACAGGGGCUGGCACCCUCCAAUAGGUGUUUGGUGUAUGGGAAGGGUCUCCUAUCCAGGAGAGCAUUUUCUUGAUUAUUAAUCUCCUUUCUCUCCCCUUCCAAUCUCCAGCAAAAGCUGGGAACCAGGAAGAAGGACUCCAUUGUAGAACUGGGGAAGAACUUAAAAGUAUUUUGGUUCUGGGUAAGGUCACUGCCUUGGGUGCCGGGGGACCCAGCAAAAGACUUGAGUGGGUGAACUGGUGCAGUGCCUGACAAUAAAGAACAGUAUUACUCCCUUUGAGGGAAUAGUCCAGCAGGGCAGUGGCCAUCUGGAAGGAAGGACACUUAGUCUCAUGGAAGCAACAGCACAUAUCAGAAGCCAGACUUGCUCUUUGGUCAUGCACUUUGGGAUACAGGGUAUAAGAUGCAGCCCUGUGACAACACCAACAGAAGUAGUAGUUUCUGGGCCCAGUCACCCCACACCCCAAAGGAGGAGCUGAAUCUGGUUCAGCAUAGCACAAACUGUUAGGAAAAAUGAAAUUAACAUCAGUGAUGUGUAAUCCAGUAAAAAUCUCCCUCUUUAGGGUGUGUGUGCGCGAGUGCGUGUGUGUGCCCCCAUUUAUAUGUGUGUGUCUAUAUGCAGCUCACUACCAACAGCCUCACUGUGCACUUGGUCUUCACAGUGCUCGCUGAGAACUCUCACCAGGUUGGCGCCUGAAUGCCUUACUCUCAGCAUCAGAGGCUUGCUUGCUCUGUGCAGAUUCUUAAUUUUCUUUGUUGGCCCAAGGCUGGUUAGGACCUCUCCAGCUUCAUUCUUUCACCAUUAAAUAGUGGCCUUUUUCAGUAUUUUCCCCCUUCCCCUUUAUAAAUUGCUGAAGCCACAAAGCACAUUUUGGGGAUCAUAGAAGGUUGGGGUUCCAGAAAGGCCUCUGUGUGAUGGUUCCAUUCACCGUGGGAUUUCCCUUACUUGCUGUAUUCUCAACUUCUAAUAAAAAGAACCAAAUGGAAUAUCAACA
Leptonychotes weddellii (Weddell seal) is the source of this 3899-nucleotide messenger RNA. The record is from RefSeq and is a predicted model, not a curated record. Lineage: Eukaryota; Metazoa; Chordata; Mammalia; Carnivora; Phocidae.